Messenger RNA from Marmota monax (woodchuck), 6056 nucleotides. It is a transcript of the gene Zfp3, whose product is annotated as ZFP3 zinc finger protein. Bases 379 to 1887 code for a protein of 502 amino acids. Gene Ontology annotation, biological process: regulation of cytokine production; negative regulation of transcription by RNA polymerase II; regulation of immune system process. Gene Ontology annotation, cellular component: nucleus. The record is from RefSeq and is a predicted model, not a curated record. NCBI's taxonomy places the organism in Eukaryota, Metazoa, Chordata, Mammalia, Rodentia, Sciuridae. Gene Ontology annotation, molecular function: RNA polymerase II cis-regulatory region sequence-specific DNA binding; DNA-binding transcription activator activity, RNA polymerase II-specific. The transcript is spliced from 2 exons.
AAGAUUAAAAAAUGGCUUAAGCAAGGCAAAAGUUAGUCAUUUAGAUAGAAGAAGUUCACAGGCAAGCAUUCCAGGAUUGAUAUGGCAGCUGUGAGAGUCAUCAGAGAUCCAGGUGUCUUCCAGUUCUGAUCCCCAAUCCUAUGUAUAUUGGUGUACUCAUGGUCUAACCUGGCACUCCAUCACUCCUCAGGAACAGCAAUGGAAGAAGACAGUGAAGAAAUGCAUCCUAUCAACCUUAAGAAGAUUUCCCAGUAGCCUCGUGUGCUUUAAUUUGCAUCUCACUAUCAUUGGCCAGAAUUUGUCAUGUGGUCAGAGUCAGCUGCAAUAAAAGCUGGGAAAUGUUAUUUUUAAAACUAUGCUCAUUACCUCUAUUGUGAGAUGGGGACUGAAAACAAAGAGGUGAUUAAGGAAGAAAUUUUUGAAGAAUCUGAGCUGCAUGGGCCAAAGUUAGAAAAACUUCCAAAAGUGGUUUACCAAGUUCGUGGGUUUGGAGUAGCUUGUGAAGAAGACAUAUUAGAGGGACAUUCGAGAGAGUCUUCAGAAGACAUUACACAACAGAUGUCUCCCCAGGAGAGAGAUUUUGCACCAGGGUUGAUAAUCUUUAAGAAAUCCCCCUCAAGUGAGAAAGACCAAGAGGAUAGUGAAAGUGAGAGAGGCUGCAGUCCUACUCCUAAUCUGGUGACACAUCAGGGAGAUGCUACAGCAGGGAGUGUCAGUACAUUUUCUACCUCUGGCCAGAAUUUUAUAGAGAAUUUAGAACCUAACAGAAUUCGGAGGACAUCUGUGGGGGAAAAGCCUCAUUCAUGUAAAGAAUGUGGGAAAGCCUUUAAUCAGAACUCACAUCUCAUCCAGCAUAUGAGAGUUCAUAGUGGAGAAAAACCCUUUGAAUGCAAAGAAUGUGGAAAGACAUUUGGAACUAACUCAAGCCUUCGAAGGCACCUGAGGAUUCAUGCUGGAGAGAAACCCUUUGCUUGUAAUGAAUGUGGAAAGGCCUUUAUCCAGAGUUCACAUCUUAUCCACCAUCAUAGGAUUCACACCGGAGAGAGACCCUAUAAGUGUGAAGAAUGUGGUAAAGCCUUCAGUCAGAAUUCAGCCCUUAUUCUACACCAGAGAAUCCACACUGGAGAGAAACCUUAUGAAUGUAAUGAGUGUGGAAAGACCUUUAGGGUUAGCUCACAGCUUAUUCAGCAUCAGAGAAUUCAUACUGAAGAAAGAUAUCAUGAGUGCAAUGAGUGUGGCAAAGCCUUCAAACAUAGCUCAGGCCUUAUUAGACACCAGAAAAUUCAUACUGGAGAAAAACCCUAUCUGUGUAAUGAAUGUGGGAAGGGCUUUGGUCAGAGUUCUGAACUUAUUCGGCAUCAAAGAAUUCAUACAGGAGACAAACCCUACGAAUGUAAUGAAUGUGGGAAAACCUUUGGCCAGAACUCAGAGAUUAUUAGACACAUUAGAAUUCAUACUGGUGAGAAGCCCUACGUGUGUAAAGAAUGUGGGAAGGCCUUUAGGGGGAAUUCAGAACUUCUUAGACAUGAGAGAAUUCACACUGGAGAGAAACCCUAUGAGUGUUUCGAGUGUGGGAAGGCCUUCAGGCGGACGUCUCACCUUAUUGUCCACCAGAGGAUCCAUACUGGAGAAAAACCCCAUCAAUGUAAUGAGUGUGCAAGAACCUUUUGGGAUAACUCUGAGCUGCUUCUCCACCAAAAAAUUCAUAUUGGAGAAAAGCCUUAUGAGUGUAAUGAGUGUGAGAAAACAUUCAGCCAGCACUCCCAACUUACCAUACAUCAGAGAAUUCACACUGGAGAGAAGCCUUAUGAGUGCCAAGAGUGUCAGAAGACUUUCAGUCGGAGCUCUCACCUCCUCCGACAUCAAAGCAUUCAUUGUAUGGAAUGACCUGCAAAAUAGAAAAACUUUUUUGGGAAAGGCUAACGUCAGACUUAUUUGUCAUAAUAUGCAUCCCAAAUUCUCAGAUGAAAUGAAAGGAAAGAACUUCUCUCCUUCCACUAAUUUUUUAUUUUUAAUUUCAAUAGUUGGUUGAAAAAGGAUGAGGCACUUUUAUGAACUAUUCAUUGAGAAGUUUUAUGUACUGGGUUAAAUCAUAAAAGCUGUUUCAGGCCUUAAUUCUCAUCUGUCCCUUUUCCCUUCCCUUCUUUCCUCCUCCCCCAGUGGAUUAUAUAACAUUAGAGGUCUGUAUCUGCCACCUGACCUACAUGGUUGCUCUUCUGAAAAAUGGGGUAACAGGAUUCACCACCUUCUAAAAAUUACAGAGUUGACUCAUUGAACUUAUCCCAUGAAAAACAUGUUAGAAAGUCAUGACUUAGAUGACACAUCUCAUUCUUGUGUCCACUGUUUAGCCUUGGAAUAAUUUAGCAUGCUUCUAUUAAUAGCCUCAAAAUCUUCCAGCUAUGCUAUCAAGUUCCCUUAGAAGAUGGCAGCAUUAAUGAAAAAGCAGGAAGCUUGGGUCAUUUCACAUCUCCUGCUAGGCUUCCUCAUUCAUCUGAAGAGGGUACUAUGAAGGAGGAAACUGACAGGCCAUUUACAGAAUUGUAAGUGAAGGUCAUAGGAUCCAAAGGGACUGAUUAGGCAAGGCCACAGGAUAAACAGUUGAGGCCAGAAUACUCAGCAUGGGCAAAGGGUCUCCUUGGCAGCUAUCCCCACUUCAGGGCUGCCCAGACUGACUGUUACAAGAAUUCUGCUGCGUUUGCUUUUGGUCCCAGCUUCUGCUGCUGCUGCUGCUGUUGCUGCUGCUGCUGCGUAAAGAAGUAGCAGAGAGAACUAUGCGGUUUCACCUCUAUUAGGCACCUGGCCACAGUAAUAAGCUGGUUCACUUGACUAACCAGGGCCUGGCUUUGCCAAAGCACGUUAGCUCUCAUAACCUGGAUUCCACUGCUGCUGGUUCUGAUGGGCUGAAAUAUGACAGCUUCUUCUUGGUCUGAUGGUCUUGAAAUUUUCUUUUUUCAACAUCUCUACAUGUUUUUUUGUGUUCUAUAUGUCAUUUCUUCUUUAAGGAAACACAUCCUUCAUUUUUCAUGUCUUUUUCUAUUUUUGGUACUGGGGAUUGAAUCCAGGGGCACUCAACCACUGAGCCAUAACCCCAGCCCUUUUUUGUAUUCUAUUUAGAGACAGAUUCUCACUGAGUUGUUUAGGGCCUCGCUAAGUUGCUAAGGCUGGCUCUGAACCUGCGAUCCUCCUGCCUCAGCCUCCUGAGUCUCUGGGGUUAUAGGCAUGCACCAGUGCGCCCGACUCACAUCCAAUUUUGAGGCAAUGGGUGAUAGUAGAAUUGCACUAACUGAGCAUAGGGUCUGGUUUAAGAGUUAGGCCUUGAAUAAGGCACUUCACCUCCUGUUCUCUAAUUUUAUCUGUAAAAUGAGGGGAGUUGAACUAAAUGCUAAAUGAUCUCUGACACUUCCACCAAUCCAAUAAUUCUUUGAUUCUUUUAAAAAAAUCUAACUUUAUAAUCUUCAUUGUUCUAUUCUUCAAUCACUAUUAACCCUAAUUCUAAUCACCAGUAUUUAUUGAGUAUUUAUUAUGUGCCAGGCACACGCCUGACAGUACGUUUUUAUUUUCACAACAUCUCUAUGAUGUGGAUAACCUUUUUUUUUUUCCCCCUCUUAUGGUUUUGGGGAUUGAACCCAGGACCUCAUGCAUACCAAGUAAGCAGCACUUUACCACUGAGUCACAUCCCCAACCCUGAUGUGGGUAUUCUUGUAAAAAGAACACUUUAUUGAAAUAUUAUUUAUAUCUAUACAAUCACCUGUUACAAUUAUUCAGUUGAAUGAUUUUUAAUAAUUUAUAGAGCUGCCCAAUCAUCAAUAAUGUGGGUAUUCUUGCCCCAAUUUAUGAGAAGAGAUAGCCAGGCAAGAUGAUGUAUGUGGGGCUGGGGAUGUGGCUCAAGCGGUAGCGCGCUUGCCUGGCGUGCGUGUGGCCCGGGUUCGAUCCUCAGCAUCACAUACAAACAAAGAUGUUGUGUCUGCCAAAAACUAAAAAAUAAACAUUAAAAUUCUCUCUCUCUCUCUCUUUAAAAAAAAAAAAAAGAUGAUGUAUGUGGGCACACUUGCAAUUCCAGCUACUCUAGAGUUUGAGGCUGGAGGAUUGUUAGUACAAAGUCAUCCUGGGCGACUUAGGAAGGCACUUUCUCAAAAUGUUAAAAAAAAAAAAGUGAAUGUAGCUCAGUGGUAAGCUCUUACCUAGCAUAUAGCCUUAGGUUAAUCUCCAGCACUCAGGGAAAAAAAAAAAAAAAAGGGCAGAGAGGAGAUGUUAAGUAACUUACCUGUGCUCACACAUCUAGUAAGUGCUAGAGUCAAGAUUCUAUCCUGGGUCUGUUCUGUUCUCUUAAUCACUUUGCUGUUUUGUAUACACUUAUUUGAAAUCAUUUGCACAUUUUUAUUACUAAUUACUACAUAGAUUUGAAUAUAAUGAAUUUGAAUCAUGUCCUUGGAAACAAGCUGGUCACAACCAAAAUCCAUUGGUGAGGACUGGCAGUGUAGCUAGUGGUAGAUCACUUGCUUAGCAUUUGUGAAACCCUGGGUUUGAUCCCAGCACCACAGAAACAAACAACCCCCACCCCCAAUCCACAAAGUGGGUUUAUUCUGUACAUCUAUAGUGUCUCUCCAGGUUCAUAGCCUUGGUUUGAUAAAAGGGCUGUACAAAUAAACAGAUGAUUGUACAGUUCCCACAUCGUUCCAGGUAUCUCUGUUUCUAAAUAUCUAGUUCUUAGCAUAAGUGUUUUUGUUUUGCAGUGCUGGGCACUUUCUAGGCAAAUACUCUACCACUAAGCCACCAUCCCUGCCCUAGGUGAAAUUCUUUGACUUAGCUCUUCCCUUAGAUGAUGACGGCUCCUUUGUUACUCAAGCUCAAAUUGAGUUGUGUUGAGAACAUCUUUCUCACACGAAACCUGGAUGUCACCUAACUUCUGAUUUUUGUGCUUGCAUAAUUUAUUGCCACAUUCAUCUCUUGUCAAGUUUUGAUACAGAACUUAGCACUCUUCAAGGUCUCCCCCUAAAGAUUCUACCCAUACCAACAAAUACAUGAGUAAUAAGGAUUCCAUUGAUGAUGCUGUGUGAAAGGUGGAGAAAAGUUCACAUUGUACAUCCUAUCAGACGCUUUUUUUCCACAUUUUAAAAAUUGGUGCAUUAUGGUUGUAUAUAUUGAUGGGAUUUGUUACAUGUUCAUCCCAUCACACAUUUUGUUCUCAGCAGUUCCUUCUUGGCUAAACUUACAGUGAAGUUUUUUUUUUCUUUUUCUCUUUUCUCUGUCUUCCCUCUCAGGGAAUCAGCCACCUCAGUUUCUUUCUUCUUGCCAGAUACCCAGUCCGUAUACCCACACCCUGUGUACUUAGCUCAGUUACCUUAAACCCAUCACUAAGGAAGAAAGAGAAGGCCUUCAGUUAGCAAUUCACUCAUGUGAACUUAGUGACCAACUUUUUAAAAGAUUUUUUUGUAGUUGUAGAUGGGUAGCAUGGCUUUAUUUUAUUUAUUCAUUUUUAUGCAGUGCUGAGGAUAAACCCAGUGCCUCAUAUGUCCUAGGCAAGCACUCUGCCAUUGAGCUACAGUCCCAGCCCCAGUGACCAACUUUUGUUGUAACUGAGUGUGUUCUUAAGAUGGGUGAGGUCUCAUAUCAUCCUCAGGAGAAUGUUCCAAUUUGUUGUAUAGUGCUUUCCCAAGAGGAAUUCUGGUGAGUGAAGUCAUCUCCAUCUUGUUAUGUACACCAUGCACACAUCCUGUAACUCCAUUUUCUGUCCUUUUCAUCUAUCCCCCAGUCAUCUCAGGAAGAUUUCUCAAUUUUUCUUGUUUGCCUUCCUCCUUCUUCAACUUACUUGGGAGUUAAUAUCUGACCAUAAAUUCGACUGGUUGUCAUGAUUCUGUGCAAGUACAAUUAUGUAAAGGAAAAAUCAUGAAUUAAUUUUAGACCCAUUAAAAAAAAAGAGAACAGACUUCACAUCUCAAAGUCCUACCUAAAUACCCAGAAAUAUCCUCCAGAAUUUUAGAAGCUAUGUCUGUGUACAUUUUCUUCCUUCCAGAACUCACUUUAGGUAAAUAAAGUAUGUCUAUAAUUUUCCUGUA